AGUCUGUUGCCAACUCCUAUGUAACACUGAGCAUCCCAGGAUCACGCACUGCAGGCUGCACUCUCAUCACACCUCCCUCCUUCUUCAGAAGAUAACACAAUCCUAAAAAGAGGUGAGUGGCCACUCAGUUUAACCCUUUCACCACCAAUGAACUCUCAGCACUGCCAUUAUUGCAAAGGGUUCUUACUAAAAUCCACGCUGUUGAAAGGGUUAAGGCCCCAUGCCAUCGUGAUCCCACCUGCUAACUCCAAACUUAACCCUUUGAGUGCGAGAGAACCAGCAGCCCCGUGGCACCCAAAGGGUUAAUCGCCCAGGCGCCACAUUCUAAUUGCCAUUUUGUAUUGGAAGGUCAUAUGGCGUUUGUUGGUAUCCAGAGUAUUAACCCCUAGCAUCUCAGAUGGAAUAGUGAGGGUGGUAAAAAAAGAAAUCAUGACUCAAACAGUUAAUUUAAUUAAUAUCUGUUUGAUGUCUAUCUGUGAGAGUAUGCAUUAGACAGCAAAUGUUAAAGAAUCAGUUUUAUUGGAGGGCAGUUUUUUUUUUUUUUUUACUUUAUGGGGUUCAAUCUAUUCUACUCAGUACAGUUAUAAAAAAAAGGGGGAGGUCUUGUAUUGUAUUAACCCUAUAAAAAGCAGAUUAUCACGAAACCAUCCACUUCAGUCAUCAUUUAGGUUAAUCAUUAAAAUAAUGUGAAUUAUUCCCUUUGGAUCGAAGUGUCAGUAGUGAUAUUUCUCUGUGUAAACAUUAGAUCCAGAAUGUGACUUGUUUUUUUGUAAUUUUUUUCUUUGUGUGCACUUUGUGUAUAUGUUAAAAUGGUUCCACUAUGUACAUACAAAUGUGUUUCAAGCGUCUUGCAAUAAUCACUUUAGCCUAUCGACUUGUAGCAGUGUUCAAACAGAAUGAGGAGCCCAUUAAGUUACAUUAACAGAUUGCUGCAGCAUAAUGCUCCGCUCUGUAUUGAUCGCAAAAUGUCUGUAAAAUAUUGUUUCAAAUGUAUCUAUUGUUCUAUUGCUACUCUGUCACUUUAGUGACCUUGAUGUGUUCCCAAACAGCCAAAUGAGCUUUUGAUGUCUGUUAUUAAAUUAACAAGUUUUUACCAAAUAUCACUGGGGGGUAGGCAGCAUAAUAAAAGGGGUCAAUAGGGACCAUAAUGCACUAUAUUUUUAUUUUCUGGUUCCAUGGUUUAAAGGACCAGCUCUCAAAAUGCAAAAAACACAGGCAGAGGGCUGUAUAGAUUAGACAAAGAGGGCUAUAUGCUCAAACAAUGAGACAUUAAACUGGCAAUCUAAAAUCAGCAAAGGGUGGUACAUGUGGUUAAAGUUCAGUGUUUUAUUUUUGUACUUCAAUAUCCCUUAUUUUAAUCCAUCCUUAUGUGACCUUUACAACCAACACAGUACAAUUUUACAGAAAAUCAGAUAAACAAGAUAAAAUAUUUCAACUUAUAAAGAGUAUGGGAGAGACAUACCCUGUCCCUAAAAUAUAAGUAUAUUAAUAUAUUCUGUGUAAUCUAAUGAGAUCAUAGAACACUCAGAAAACACUUAAAUUAACCCAAAAUAUGUAACUUCACUGGUCCCAUGAGCAAUACACUUGGCAAAUCCUCAUAUCUCUCCACGCACAUACACAUAACUUAAUAUACAUGGAUACACAGUAAAGGUAUAAAGUAUACUUGAAUGAGGCAACUUUAGUGCAGGAGAAAUAAAUGCACAAUUGGGCCUAUAUCAGCCAGUUUUGUACUUUGAAUCUAAGUGGAACAUUAAUAGUGAAUUCUCCAUAUCCACAUAUAUGUGUUAAUUUUCCUCCCAAUUAUCAGUGUAUCCCAUACAUUAUAACGUUGCCUCUCUGAUAGUGGGGUGAAGCAUGAGAUUUCUCAGCACACUGAUGCUUUUAAAUAGGAAUAUACUGUGAGUUAACAUCACCAACAUGGCCACCACUUCUAGAACCUCUUUAUAACAUAAUACAGGUUGUAGGGAGGGCAUUAUUAUACACCUGUAGGCAGAAUGACCAAGUCACUUGGCAUGCCUGUCCUGUUAACCCUUCUAAUCCCAAAUGUCUAUUGUCAUCUCUUAAAAAACUGAAAGGGUUAACCCUGGCUGUUACAGAAGCAAGAUGACACUGUCAACUCAAAGCAUGCUUAACUCCCCUGAAAGCAAGCUGCCUGAGAAUGCUGAUAGGUGCAGUCCAAAGCAGUUAGAGUCCAUAGGCUUGUCUAUUAGCUAAGUGGAAAUUCAAACAAUUAGUGAUUUAUUGCAAUUCAUCAAUGGCCAAUGUUAUCAAUAUACUUUUGAGAUAUAAUUCCCUGUCUUGUGCUGAAGGUGGCAUCUCCAGCACAUAAAGGGUGUUCUUAGCUGGCCAACACACCUCUCCCCCCAUUCAUCCCAACUGGCCUUGCAGUGUCCCAUAUCAUCAUUAUUAGAAAAUGAAUGGGGCCAUUAAUUAUUAUUAUUUUCAUUACCCAAGUCAUUAUUGAGUGGGUUAACCUCUUACCUCCCACAUGGAACUGACACUGCUAUGUUCCAACAUACUUCCUUUCCAGGAAACAGUGGGAUUUUCUAAAAAUGGGUCUGCCCCAGGAGCUGUAAUCUUUGAGUCUGUUCCUGCUUUUGAGCUUCUUUGUUGAUAAAAGAGUAAAGAUCAGAUUUUCAUCAAAGUUCUAUUAAGUGAAACAUAGGUUGUAGGCAGACCCUGAUUGAAACAGUUUAAAUUUUAAUUGUGUUUUUAAUUUGACAUAUAGUUGAAGAAAGGAAUGACACUACAACGCCAAAGGCCGGUCGAUUUUCUUAAUUUCUCCCAGAGGAAUUGAUGGGUUUAUCAGGCAACUAGAUUGGAAAGCCAUUAAAGUCUUCUCUGCCUGGGCUGUUAAUUGGAACUUGAUGGAUGAGGUUAGUCAGGGUACUAGGCAAUGCUGAUCCAAUCUUUAGGACUUUCUGUUUUCCAAUAAAUUACCCAAUUCAUUUUCCAAGCACAGAUUACAUAAAUUCUACACCUCUAGGGCUCUGGGUUUUAAAAAAAAAUAUAAAAAAAAAAUGACCCCCCUCCUAACCCCCUCCUUGUAGCAUUGUGCCACAUACCAUUUGCACCAAAAUAUGUUCUGAAUGAAAAUCGAAAUAUAAUCAACGUUUAUACUUAGAAAAUUUAUUGCAAUCAUUUUCUCUGGUAAUUUCCUUAUUUUAAAGUUUGGACAUGUCAUACAUCAUCAUAUCCUCAGCCCCUGUACAGGGAAAAAAAUAUUCUGUGUUUAAUAUUUAGUAUAGCUUGAAUUCAAGAUCAAACACAUUUAUGACUUCAUCUGUCAUUUACUCACAUAGACUUCUUCCAAUAUCAGAUUCGAGCAACAAGCCUAUUUUCUAACUGCUGCAGAAAAAAAAGAAGGCAAAAAGAUCAAUUUUUAUUACAGCUUUGUGAAGGCUCACAGCUACCUUGAUAGCAGGCUGCAUUGCUGAUCUGAUACAAUCUAGCCUUUAACCCCUUCUAGUACAUCAAUGAGUUUGCUCUAAACUCCCACCAAUAUAAUAAAUAGAAUCUGUCAUUAAACAAGCUCUUUGUCACAAGUGGGUUUAAAGCACUGGCAAUAAAAUAAAAUAAUAAUAAUAUAAGAAGAUACUUAACUUGAUUUAAUUUUUCUAGUAUAAAAAAUAUUGUAAAAAAAAAAAAGUAAUUCAAAAUAUUACGGAUGGCUGCACUGCGAAACAGGCUUUGUUAGACAUAGCACAUAUUUAAAUUCAGCUAACUCAAACACAUUUAUAAGACUUUUAAUCAGGUUACAAGGAAUUUCCAUCACACUAUUUAUAGCACCAUUUGCACCAAAGUAGUAGUGGUUUAAAAGAACUCCUGUCUAGGUGAUUAUGUUUUUUUCAUUUUUUCAUUUUUGACCAAACAUGGCUAUUUUAGCUUGUAGUUUGCAAAUAGGUUGUAAACUCAUCACAACUCCCUGUUUAGUGCAGGGAUGCCAAAAAGGUAGAUCCCCAGAUGUUUUAAAACUACAGCUUCCAUGAUGCUUUGGCAUUCUACAGGUACGCAAAGCAUCAAGGGCAUUGUAGUUUUACAACAAUAGGAGAUCUACCUUGUGGGCACCUAUGGUUUAGUGAAACUACCAAAGAUUUUAUCUAACUUUGCCAUUUUGCCUCAAAUUGCCGGUAAGCAGAGUACAACUCCCUGUUUAGUGAAAAGACCCCAAUAUUUAUAAUCUCUGGUGGCUAUAAUGUGGGUUCAUGUUGGGCCAAAACUACGCUGAUAGUUUUGGUCUGGGGCAAGGGUAGGCAACUUUCGGCACUCCAGAUGUUAUGUACUAUAUCUCCCCUGAUGCUUUGCCAGCAUUAUGGCUCUAUGAGGACUAUGGGAGAUGUAGUCCACAACUUUUGGAGUGCCAAACAUUGGUCCAGGGACUUACACUGUGCCAAACGUUACAUUCUAGGCCGAAAUAGCAAAGCUUGAAAAGUGUCUGAGUUGGAUAACUUUUCCUAAAACUUUGUCAAUUUGGAAAGUUUGGAUUACUAUUUACGGACAUCUUUUCAAUUUCUGCUAAUUGAGUGCAUAGCAUAGGGUUAACACGGUAAAUUGUUUUAUUUUCAUUGCACAGCUGUAAACAUGUGCCUGAAAAUGUUGUUACACAUUGUUGCCAUUUCUACAUUUUUACACAUUUAUUCUUGAGUAGCUCAUGAAAUAAACUUUGGAGCCAUACAGUUUAUAAGGCUGGAUUUAUUUUGAAUUGCAACCUACUCUGGCCUUUAAAUGGUUAAGGCCGGAAGUUGUGCUCCUAAGCUCUCCUUGAGAAAUAGCUGUGUGAUCAGACUCAGCUUUAGUCUUGGAUCAGCUUGCAAACUGAGAUGCAAAAAGGAUUCAACAAUCAUCUUGAGUUACAAUUGCUACACUCUCCUCUCCGCCAUUCCCGCCCCAGUUUCUUGCACAUCUAAAUAUUUCAUCACACCUGCAAGAAUAUGUGCAGAUGCCACACUGUACAGCUUGCAGUUUUUAUGGGUCCUUCCUGGCUCAGCAGUCUGCCAUUGGAGUACAUCUGGAUUAUGUAAAAUACUAGAAUGGCAAAAAUGAUGGCACCGAUCAAACCAUGCAGGGUUAUUCACUAAAAAGUGAGAAAUUUCAAAGUUUCACAUUUAAGGUCAAAAUAGCCGCACUGGAAAAAAAAUCUAUGUUUACAGUUAGGCUACUCUGGUCUUAAACUUUAAAUUCAUUUUGGAGUCCCGAUAUUGCACAUUAUGGUGAGUUAAAAAACAAACAAACUAAUCUUAAAGGGACACUACAGGCACCCAGACCAAUUCAUCUUAUUGAAGUGGUCUGGGUACAGUGUCCAAGUCCCCUUAACCCUUUCAUUGUAAUUAUUGGAGUUUUUGAUAAACUGCAAUAAUUACUAUCCAGGGUUAACUUCACCUCUAGUAGCUGUCUACCAGACAGCCACGAGAGGCACUUCAAGGUCCUUAGCAGACUUUUGGUCUGCUAAAUGACACUGGACAUCCCCUCACGCUUUGCAUGAGGUCAUGCAGCGUCAGCUAAAACCACAUAGGAAAGCAUUAAUUCAAUGGUUUCCUAUGGGGUAGUCCAAAUGCGACUGCGGCCCUUGCCGCGCAUAUGCAUUAGGUCAUCCUUGCGUCUGACGUCGACCGUGGAGCUGAGCCUGACCCAGCACUGAAGGACAAUGACUCUGGAAUCAGAUAAGUGACAGAAGGGUUUUUAAACCCUCCAGCAGCACAGAGGAAGGGGGCAUUUUAGGUCACUAUAGUACUAGGAAAACAACUUUGUCUUCCUAGCUGUAUAGUUUCCCUUUAAGUAAGACAGGUGGGGAGCUCACAUGGAGAAUGCCCAGUCAUCAAUGUGGUUUUGAAAUUCCAUGCCUAGUGGCCCCCACCAGCCUCAUGUUGAGCAAGAUCCUUAACAAUUAGAAUGUAACUGUACCCAAACAACAUGGAGAGAUGUACCACAGUGUGUAAUAUGUUGGUGUUUUAUACACAAUAGUAACACAUUACAUGACAUGCUGUUUGCAUCAGUCCUGGUGGCGUUUAGCAAAUGGUGAAUUGUGGUGAAUCAACAAUUGAAUUGCAAAAUGCAGGCCACAAAUAGCAGUGCUGAGUCUAGCUUUGGUGUAGUUUUGGAAUUCUCUUGUUAAUUCUCUAUUUACUAAAUAAAUUCUGCUUUUCUUCAGUUGAUAUUUUAUAACGUAUUGUUCCCGUUAGACACUAUUGCUAUAGUUUCACGAGCUCUCAGUAAUUCAGGGUGCUAACUUAAUAUUGUAUAGGAAUGCUGAGAUGAUUUGUAUCAUUAGUACAGCAAAGGCUUCUGUAAUUAAAUUGCCAUCUUUCUUCUGUUCAGAGUUAAGAGCCGAACUACAAUUCUUAAAAAAAUUAAUGAUGGCAUCAUGCAUAGUGGUAUUUUUGGUAAAAAAAAGGGAAUAAUUGCAGACUGAGAGGUACGGGAAAAAAUGUUGGGCUAAUUAUUAUUCUAAAAAAACCUGUAAAAAUUAAUAAAAUACCCACGAGGUCACUUAAAGUAACCUGUAACCUACGCUACACAUUACAACUAAUGUUUGGGUGCUUGUAGUGUCCCUUCCAUAACUGGUAAGCAAUGCAAACUGUUUAUCCCUCUUUCAAGUUUCCGUGAUACUUGAUUUUAAUCCUGUACAGUUUGGAUGGAUGGAAAUUUUGUUGUUGAAGAAAGAGGUGAUGUGACCAUCCUUCUUACUUCUCAAUACAACAAGCUAAAUAUAGAAGUAGCUCCUUUGAGACACCUCUUUAUAAGGAUAAUACCUACUCAUUCAUAAAUAUAAAAUAAUCUCAAAUAAGCACUAUUGCUUUUUUUCCAGGCCAUUUUAAUUACAAGCUAAAGUCAUGUGAAACAAAGUGAGGGUACUGAUAAACUGAAACACUGUGUUGCCAUAGGAGCAGAAAGAAAAACAAACAAACAAUUUUUAAACACUUUUUGUUUUGGUUUGUUAUUGGUUUAAUUUUAUGGAGGAAAAAGAAUAUCAAAUGGCAUCUGUUCACAAUCUUUUUUUUAAUGAGCUGGAGUAUAACAUUGAAGGGACACUAUAGUCACCAGAACCACUACAGCUUAAUGUAGUUGUUCUGGUGUCUAUAGCCUAUCCCUGCAGGCUUAGCUCUGUAAACACUGCUUUUUCAUAGUAACACCUCUAGAGGCAGUCACUUAGAUGGCCACUAGUGGUGCUUCCUAGUCCAGUGCUGCGCAUUGUGCAGCACUGCCACUCAGUGUCUCCACGCUCUGCAUGGAGGAGCUGAAUGUUCCUCUAUGAGCAGAUGGUGAUUGGCGCUUCCUAUGGGAAAGCAUUGAAUUGGCUGAGAUCAUCAAGAUUGAUCAUCUCAGUUAUGGAUGCAGUACCAGGCGGGGCAAGCCACAACAAAACCAGCGCAGAGUGGGAGAAAAUGUAAGUUUUAACCCUUUCAUCUCCACGGAGACAUUUAUAUUCUUGAUACUAUAGUGUUCCUUUAAUGUUAUAGCUAUAUAUACAGCAGAACAUUUAACACUGAAGAAUGCAUAGCAGAGGGAGGCAGUGCUUCUUGUUGCCUCCCAGCAGAAUUAAACUUUUAUAAGCUUCCUGGAUGGAAGGAGAGAUCUAAUCACUUUAACUGUUCUCCGUUCUUCGUAUUAAACAAGGCACGCAUUGGAAGGGAAUCCACUUCUGGAGUGUGUGUCUCAGUGACUCUAGAUAUGAUGUGUCUGAAAGAUGAAUAAGACAUUGAUUUGUAGAGUAUGCUUAGUUACAAUGUUGGAAAACCAGCCUGAAAGGCCUUUGAGCUUCUCUCUUCAGCUGACAGAUGUGCUCAUUUAACAAGCUGAAACUGAAAUGGGUGAAUAAAACCUGCCCAUUUAGCUCUGACAGGGGAGAUUUCACGGCCUGUCUAAAGAGGUUGUAAAUUCUUUCCCCAAUGUUGCAGCAGCAAACUUGCUCAGUUUCAGUCGCUGCGGGCGAAGACCUCCUGCUCCCAGCAUAUGCCUCUUUCUAAUGGCCGUACUAGAUGCUAUUGACUGGCAAGCAGAUCAAGAACCGUAGUCAGUCUAUGACCUUUAAUGAUCCCUAAACACAUCUCUUUGCCCCAGGAUAGGGGGAUGUACAGCAUUGGUGUUGCUGUUCUAUAAACGACAAUGAUUCCUAAUGUAUUUGCAAUUAAUUGUUUGCUAAUAUCUUUUUGUUCGUGCAUGAAUACAUCAGAAGGAUGGGUAUUGAUGGGGGUCAGUGCUCUCAGCCUAUUCACUGAAGAAUGGAUUGUCGAGAAUUCAGAGUGAAUUUCAAAUUUCGUACCACAAUAGCCAAGUCAGAUAUGCUUUCAGUUUGGCUAUUCGCCAUUUAAUUUGAAAUUCACUGUAAGGAUUAGUAACAAAAUUAGUAACGAAUUGCAUGAGCUUAAUUAAACAGAGAUUCUAUGUGUUUCUUUAAGGUCGCUGUACUACCAAUGAGUCCCGAUGACUCUCUGGCUAUUUAUUUUUAUUCAAAGAAUUCUGGGAGUUGUAAGACAUCAAUGUUUGGGAAGGGGCAGAUGUUGUGUUACCAAAUCAUAUAAGUCUUAAAUGGUGACUUAAAAAGUUAUUGGAUCUCGGUUCUGUGUUGAUGCAACCAUCAAGCUUGUGUUUUCAUUUCAACUGACAUUAAUUGUUGUAUACAAAUGUACAGACACUAACUUUCCUUGCUAUGUAUACCUUUCUCAUAGGAACACCUUGGUAAACCCUUGGAAAAGGGCAUUGCCUAUCACUGGCUUUAAGAUUGGUGUUUAGUAUUUGUAGGGCGUGAGCAUCAAUCCAUUUUUGAAAAGACAAAUCUGAACACAACCUCUCAUUCAUGCAGUGCUUGUCUGUAUAAAAAUACCACUUACAAUAUCAAUCCAACAAAGACUGAAAAGGGCUUUUUGAAUCUCUUUUUGCAAGUCCGCAUGGCAGCAGAUCUGUCAUCAAAGUGUAUUCUUUUUUUUUAUUACAGUACACACCAUAGUUCCAUAUUGAAAUAUAAAUAAGUUGCAGAAAGAGCAGUUUUGGGCUCGUUAUUCACUCUUUUAAUUGUGAGCUACUGCUGAACAUGUGUGCAUGCUCAUUUUACAUAAUAAAAUACAGGUUGUGCCUAUUGGUAAUGGGAGAAAAUACAAGACUGACGAUUUAUAAAAUAAUUGAAUAUAAUUCUAAAAAAAAUGAUUCCCUGAUUGUUUGUAAUAGUCCCAAAUAGGUCAUUAUGAUGGUUCUGUUAUAUUAGGCAAUUUUACAUGCCAUUUCCAUUUGUGUUAUACAAUGAGUUGAUUUCAGCCAUUGCUCAAAUUAUUAAAAGAUGGAUGAUAAUAAAGAGGACAGAAGAAGUUUGUUAUUUUUAUGACGCACAUUUCUGUGUCUUGGGGGUAGUCCUGAAAGACGUUAUGUAGCCCAUAGUUUAGGUAAUUAUUAUUAUUAUUAUUAUUUUAUUAUUUAUAAAGUGCCAACAAGUACCGUAGUGCUGUACAAUGGGUGGACUAACAGUCAUGUAUUUGUAACCAGACAAGUUGGACACACAGGAAUAUAGGGAAUAGAGGCCCUGCUCAAUGAGCUUACUUGCCAGAGGGAGUAGGAUAUACCAUGUUUCCCCGAAAAUAAGACCUACCCCGAAAAUAAGCCCUAGCUGGAUUAUCGGGGUGGGCUGCAAUGUAAGCCCUACCCCGAAAAUAAGACCUAGGCAGGGCCGGCGGCUGCCGGCCCUUUAAAUGCCUCAGCCGCCUGAGCGCUCUAUAGAGAGCGCUCAGAUGGCUGCCACACUGCCUCACCUCCCCUCCCCUGUAGCGUGGCCGAGCUCCUCUCUCCGGUCCGCGACCCGCCCGGACUGACAGGAAGUGCACACUGGGUGUGCACUUCCUGUCAGUCCGGCCGGUCGCGGACCGGAGAGGAGCUCGGCCACGCUACGGAGGUGAGGAGAAGAUUGGAGGGGGGGGAGUAUUACAGGGAGGGAGGGGGGAUAAUAUUACAGGGAGGGAGGGGGGAGAAUAUUACAGGGAGGGAGGGGAAAUAUUACAGGGAGGGAGGGAGGGAGGGGAGGGUCUCUGGGGGGGUUACACAGCGCGGACACCGGCUGACAGACUGGCUCUAAGCCCUACCCUGAAAAUAAGCCCUAGUGUGUUUUUUGUGACUAAAAUUAAUAUAAGACCCGGUCUUAUUUUCGGAGAAACACGGUAGUGACACAAAAGGUAAGGGUAGGGUGGAAACGUAGCUUGCUAGGAUAGUGUUCAUUAAGGGCUUAGUUUUUUGUUUUGAUGACAGUUUCAGGAGAGGUCUAUGACGUUGUAACAAGAUUAAAAAAAAAAAAUAGAUAAGUACAAAAAACAUGCAAGUAAUUUUUAAUGACGAAUUUGAAGAUGCAGGAUGGCAUGGAUCUCAGCUCUUUUGAAGUCCAACAGUAGGGUAGUUGCGAGUGAGUAGAUGAUCUUCUCGCAUUUCACGAGUCAUGGCCCCAUGUCCUGCUUUACUACUCUUAGUGGUAGUUCUGGGGUGACGGCUGACAUCCACAGAUUACAUAGUUACAUAGUCCUGUUGAAAAACAAAAUUAGAUGGUCAACAUUUCCAAACUCAGAGUCCCCCAACCUCAUUUCUAAUAAUCCACCAUGUUUCUUCCAUUGUCUUUGAGGUCUUAAACAUGCGUAAGUGGUAAACUUUGGGUUUUUUUCCCAGAGUGUCUCCUUUUCUUUAUGAUUAAUCACUUUGUUACAUGUAAGUGUAAGCCAGUGCAUUGAAAUGUUAUUAAUCAAACCUUCAAGGGUAAAGGAUGCAGUUUUUCAAAUCAACACAUUAAUUAAUAGGUGCAAACUCUGAAUCCCUCCUCUCAAAUGAUGCUUGAGCCUUUAGGAUAUUCUCGAUGCCCCUUUCUCUUUAUUCAUCCCUUUGUGCAUUUUAAUGGCUUGCAGCAAGAUUGACAAGUAAUUGAUACAAAGACUUUAUCACACAUUUAAUUAGUUUAACGCCUUACCCUGACAAUUGAAAAUCAAGGCCUGGACGUUUCCUGUGUUCGAUUUAUUUUGUUACUGAUCAAGGGCUGGCCGUUUAAUUAACUGCUACAGUAUGACAUGUCAGAGAGCAACCAAUUAGGUAAAAGAGAUAAUCUAGUUUGAAUAACCAUUUGUAUAUAUAUAUAUAUAUAUAUAUUGGCCCUCAUUACUUAAAGGAACACUGUAGCAUUAGAAUACAUAUUUAUAUUCCUAACACUACAGCCCUUAUGCCCCUUGUUAAUAAGCCCACCCCAACGGUGUAAAAAAACAAAACAACGAAUAACGCACCUCCUCCUCAGGUUUCUCCAUCCAAUGCUCCUCAGAGAGGAGUGUAGGCGCAUUGGUGAACGUAGGUACAUGCAUGGUGUUCACCUCAUAUACAAUUCCUCCAUAGAGAAUCAUUGUACUCAGUGAUUCUCUAUGGCUGUAUGUUACAGUAGGGCUGUAUGGUACGUUAUGAGAGCCAGGAAGUAAGAAUUCCAGUUGUAAUACCCAGAGGGCUUAGAGGCGUGGCUUGAAGUCCCACUUCCAUGCAUUCUAUUCAGUUUAACAUUGGGUUUCGGGAGCUAGGGCAGGGUGACCAGCACUGAAAGCACUAUAACAACUUCAAUAAGAUUAAAUUGUUAAAAUGCCUACAGUGUUUCUUUAAAUACCUUGAAUCAUUUUCGUUCAACAUGACAAUACUGACAUACAGUUGUAUUAUGUGUAGCGUGUAGAUCCAACUUACAGGCCACCAGCAACAUGUGGCUCUCAAAUGUUUUUGCACAUGAUAGCCAUAAGAACAAAAAACAAAAGUGCUUUAGCAAUAUUGAUAUAUAUAAUAAUUUAGACUCCUGAUCUAGACUAUCCUCUAGAAAAAUGUUGAUCAAUAAUAAUCUAAACGUACCCUACCUAUGAAGAAAUAUCUAUAUUUAAUUCCUGCUAUAAGUAGCUCUAUGAAGUGAAUUAAUGCAUGCAGGUUAGAAGGAAGCUGAUUGAAGACCCUCUGUAGAGCCUUAUAAAGUAUAUAAAUAAAAUCAGAAACCAGAAUAUUACACAGCCUUCACUCUCCUUGUAGCCAGUGAUUAGUAUUCAUUCUCUUAGGGAGAGAUUUUACAUCCUCCCAUUCACACGCAAUAUGUAACCAUACAGCCUGACAUCCGUCUACCUUUCAAGACUUGAAAACCUCUUAUUUCAUCCAAAGUCCAUUUAGAUCCCUUCAAGGUUUAACCGAUUAUCGCUGGGAGGCUAUUCUAUGAAUCUACGUCUCUUUUAUUCAAAGUAGACCUGUCUUGAAUAUGUAUAAAUCUUGCAGUACUCACAGGGUCCUCUUAAUCUCAAAAUAAGUGCCACUCUGUUAGUCAAUACCUUCAUCAAAAGGCAGUCCUGACUUGUCAAGCAUAGAGAGGAGGCCUGCUUAGUGCAUUUUACCAUGUAAAUUAGAAGAAGAUGCACUUACCAGACUCAACUCAAGUUUCUGACUGAGCAGAUUCCUUGGGUUGAAUAACAAUUGGUAUCUGACUCCUUUAACCAUUUGAGUAGAAGAGACACACCGCAGAUCUCCUAGCACCUGAAGGGUUAAUCAUUAAGUAAAACAAAGAAACACAUUUCAUUUCCAAGAUUGUCGGAAAAGCACAGGUCAUUAUUUGUUGUUCGAAUUUUAGAAAAAAAAAAAAAAAGACUUUUGAUUAUGACAUUUUAAAGACAGAUAAUGAGUAGGUGACUAGCGAUCUUCCUAACUGGGCAAUUACUUCUCAUGGUUUUGUAAAUUUCUAAAAAGAGGAAUUCUGCUAGUUUGUUUGAUGGCAGAAUUUUUUUUAAAAUAAAACAAAACAUUUUUCCCAUUGUUUUUAUCAUCAACAUGGAGAACUUGGAGUAGCUCUGUUAAUCAAAAAAUGUCUUCGCACAAUCAUAUAGCAAAGUAAGGAAAAUGUUUAUUUUUUUUCUCUGUUUGAUAACAUUAGGACUUUGUUUCUUUUCCUUACUUUAUCUAUACCAGGUGCUCUUGAAGGCACCUUUCUCACUAUUUUUACGUUUAUUUGCUUCAUAUUAAGUUUAGUUAAUUUAGCACUCCGGUUUCUUUAUUGAGGUAACCGGCAUAUCAUUGCCAGUUACACUUUAUGGAUUGACAAUCUGAUUCCCUUUUUACCGGAGACCGGUGAAUGGACUGGAUGUGUAUGGACAGGUUAUGUAGUGGUAUUCCCACAGGUUGCAGCUAUUUACUCCGUGUUAGUUACUUCUGUUGAUACAUGGACACAAUACUGUAUUGGAUCUGGUUAUGAUACAUUGAUAACUACUUAAGUAAUGGACUUCUCGAUUAAGUCAGGCUGUCCUAGCUAGGGUAUAUGUGUUUUUGGUUUAACAAUAAAGUAUCUGCGAGAUUUUUAAUCAUGAUUAGUUUGUCCAUCGUAUGUCAUACUUGAUAGUGUUGGAACAGAUUUUCGCCACUCUUUUGUUAUUAUUUGUUUAGGGUUACCCCCUUAUCUGUUCAUAUUGAUAUUGGGACAUUGAUCUUCUGGCCAUUAAUUUAUUUAUCAUCAAGAUUGAUGUUCUCAGCCAUGGAGGAAGGUCCCGGCGAGGCCAUCCACGACAAGACUGGCACGGCUGGGAAAAAAGGUGAGUAAAAUCACUUUUUUACCGGCACAGAGAGGAGGGCGGUAACCUAAACAGCCACUUCAGCAUUAUAGUGUCAAAUGCAUGUUUGUAGAACAGUGAGAUCCUUCAUAGACAAUGCUUGAAUGCUUGAAUCCCAUAGUCGUCACUUGUGACAGUUGCUGGGAUUUAACAAAAGCUGACAGUGAAACUCUACCUUCUGUCAACCUAAGUCUUGCCCAGAAGACAAAGUAGUCGUUACAUUGUCCUAUGAUAUCUUUGGAUUAUGUAUUUCAGUGAAUUUCCAGCACAGUCUUGAUCAGUUUUUCAAUAUAUCUUCAUGAAAUACUGCAAAGUGAUAGAUCCGCUUUAAGAAGGGAAAAUUGGUGGUUUUACCUAUCCGUAUUUACUAUUCUUCAUUUGUUUCAUUUUUUAAUUUUGCUAUUUUUGUCAAAACUGUGAAAUUCUAUUGUCAAUUUUCCAAUUUAGAGUAGAUUCAAAGCUCAUUUCAAAUUUUAGGUAAACUGAAAACAAAGAAAAUAAAUUGGAGAUUUUUUUUUUUAAUUCAGCUAUUUUGUUCUACAAGUAGAAAUUUAGAAGUUAAUGAUUGUAAGUGUAGCACUCUUCAUCAACCAAUUUGCUUAUUUUCUUAAAGGAACAAUACUAAAAUACUAUAGCUUCCUAAAAAGCUUUAUGUGUGCAGUGUGUGUGCUAGUUUUUUCAUUUUGCAAAAAGAGCAGCUUUCAAUAGAUAUUGACUCUUUUUAUAAAUGAACCUUGUUACAUCCCCAGUGGCUGUCAAUCAGACAGCAGAUCCUGUUACUUCCUAGUACAGUUAGCUCAAUGGAGCUAAACCUAAGACGCAGCAAUAGCUCAGAGCACCUGCCUUGCAAAUUCUUAUUGGGAAGUCUGUGAUUGGACAGCCACAGAAACUCUUGGUGGGGUUAGAAGGGGAGUGCAGCGGACAAAAGACCUACAGGUUUUGCAAGUUGUUUUUACAUAUUCCCCCAAUUAAAUGCAUGCAAAUUUCUAUUCGGCUAUAUCUACUAAACAGGGAUUUGUACUUUUUUUGUACAGUAUUUGGACAGUAGCGUGUCUCUUUAAUGUCACAAUGCUGCAAAAUAUCUAACAGCAUUUUGAAUUAAGUAUUUUAUAAAGGCGUUAACAUCUAUUUAUUAAGCAGUCACUUCUACUGAGCUAUUAAAGGAAUACUCCAAGCACCAUAACCACUACAGUGCACUGUAGUGAUUAAAGUGCCCUGCCAGGGGUGCCUUGGCACCAGCUUAGGAGCUUCCAUUAGCUCUCCUGAGCUAAGCCCUCCAGGGCAGUGCAGGGCUAGCUCAUUGGCUGAGAGCAGCAGCUGAUUGAUCUCAGACAGUAAGCAAAGCCUUGCAGCUCCAGUCAUAAUUCAUUCAUAAUUCAGGGAGCUUACAGUGCAUUGCCAGAAGUAGUGGAAGAGGGAAGCAGCAACUAGCAAAGUGCAAGGGCACCAUAACCACUACAGUACAAUGCAGUGGUUAUGGUGUUUGGAGUGCUCCUUUAAUAUUACUAAUAAAACUCCAUCUUGUUCCACAGUGCUGCACAGUUGAGAGCGGAUUUGUAAAUUGCAAUUUACAGUUCAGACAUGGUGAAGAGUUAUUCCUUCUCUACUACUUUAGUCUGAUUUUUUUUGUUACUAUAUUUACCCACAUUCUAUUUUAGGCAUAUCUUAUUCAUCAUGGUACAACCCGUAAAGGCAGAAUACAAUAUACUCACAGAUUCCACAUGGUGCUGUCCUUGAAGGAAUGAAGGAUUGUCCAUAUAUUUAUCAAAAUAACCUAUAAACCUCUGCUAGCUAUGAUAACCCAUAAACCCCUGCUGGCUAUGAUAACGUAUAACCCCCUGCUGGCUAUGAUAACAUAUAAACCUCUGCUGGCUAUGAUAACCCAUAAACCCCUGCUGGCUAUGAUAACGUAUAAACCUCUGCUGGAUAUGAUAACAUAUAAACCUCUGCUGGCUAUAAUAACCCAUAACCCUCUGCUGGCUAUGAUAACCUAUAAACCCCUGCUGGCUAUGAUAACCUAUAAACCUCUGCUAGCUAUGAUAACCCAUAAACCCCUGCUGGCUAUGAUAACCUAUAACCCCCUGCUGGCUAUGAUAACGUAUAAACCUCUGCUGGAUAUGAUAACAUAUAAACCUCUGCUAGCUAUAAUAACCCAUAACCCUCUGCUGGCUAUGAUAACCUAUAAACCCCUGCUGGCUAUGAUAACCUAUAAACCCCUGCUGGCUAUAAUAACCCAUAACCCCCUGCUGGCUAUGAUAACCUAUAAACCCCUGCUGGCUAUGAUAACCUAUAAACCUCUGCUAGCUAUAAUAACUCAUAACCCUCUGCUGGCUAUGAUAACCUAUAAACCCCUGCUGGCUAUGAUAACCUAUAAACCCCUGCUGGCUAUAAUAACCUAUAAACCCCUGCUGGCUAUGAUAACCUAUAAACCUCUGCUAGCUAUAAUAACCCAUAACCCCCUACUGGCUAUGAUAACCUAUAAACCCCUGCUGGCUAUGAUAACCUAUAAACCUCUGCUAGCUAUAAUAACCCAUAACCCUCUGCUGGCUAUGAUAACCUAUAAACCCCUGCUAGCUAUGAUAACCUAUAAACCCCUGCUGACUAUGAUAACCUAUAAACCCCUGCUUGCUAUGAGAGACCAUGUAAGUUUAUGUAACUUUUAUGGCAUGUUUACACUGUACAAGUUCUUGUAUGGUCAGUGAGAUGCAGAUAUCCCCUCUGUAAUAUCAGACUGUAGGGGGUGGUAAAUAUCUGCAAUCACUUUAAGGUCAGUGCAGAUGACUUAAACAUUUUGUGUGUGUGUGUGUUUGUAUGUAUGCGUGUCUGUCUGUAUGUAUGUGUGUGCCUGUAUGUAUGUGUGUCUGUCUGUUUGUGUGUCUGCCUGUUUGUAUGUAUGUCUUUGUAUGUAUUUGUGUUUGUGUGCCUGUCUGUGUGUGUGUCUGCCUGUAUGUGUGUGUGCUUGUCUGUUUGUAUGUAUGUACGUGCGUCUUGUGUGUGUGUGUGUCUGUAUGUAUGUGUGUCUGUAUGUAUGUGUGUCUGUCUGUCUGUGUGUCUGUCUGUAUGUAUGUGUCUGCCUGUGUGUAUGUGUGCCUGUCUGUUUUUUAUGUAUGUGUCUUUGUAUGUAUGUGUCUUGUGUGUGUGUCUGUAUGUCUGUGUGUCUGUAUGUAUGUGUGCCUGUCUGUCUGUAUGUAUGUGUGUGAGUGUCUGUAUGUGUGCCUGUCUGUUUGUAUGUAUGUGUCUGUGUGCCUGUAUGUGUGCCUGUCUGUUUGUAUGUAUGUGUCUGUGUGCCUGUCUCUGUGUUGGUCUGUAUGUUUGUGUCUGUGUGUGUCUGUCUGUAUGUAUAUAUGUGUGCCUGUCUGUUUGUAUGUAUGUGUCUGUGUGUAUGUGUCUAUAUGUGUGUGUGUGUCUCUCUGUAUGUGUGUGUGUGUCUGUCGGGGGGGCCCACGGAUCAUUUUCGCACCGGGACCCCAUACUUUGUGUGUACGCCACUGGACAUGCCUCAGCAGCAAUUGGCGAUUGUGAUUGGCUGAGAGUGUCAGCUGACUGCUUCGAGCCUAUUGCAGAGCAUGUUGCUGGUAUUUAUUGGUGUGGUUAGAAGGAAGUGUGUAAUCUCUGCCUUAGUCCUACUUGCAAUAUGGCCCAGGCUGUGAGCAGCCAGAGACCCUUAUUUAGUGUUAAACUGCUGAAAAAUGGUUUAACACUGAAUGAAAAGACAGCGGCAGGGGACUCCACACACUAUAAUCAAUUCAAUGAUUAAAUGUUUAUAGUGCCUACAGCGUCCCUUUAAAUUAGUUGCAAAGCCCACUAGGUGAACUAUCCACAAGUACCACUUUCGCCUCCCUCUCUUCCUAAAAAUCUCCAUGCCUUCUUACCCUGCACAACAGACCUACUAGCCAAUAUGCCUUCUGGGUUGCCACUCAUAGCUUCUGGCUGACUCCCCUCUUCCCUACUAGUCACUGUGGCUGUCAUGACUGGAAACGCAACCUAGUCAGACAUGAACGGACACCAUAUGCUAACACACUUGCUAAUUAUAAAUGAAUAUUUUAAUACAUGGUGGAGGGAGAUGGGGUUUGUUACCGUGUGGACAUUGGAUUGCAUCAAAUAUCUCCCUUUGUAUCACAGUGCUUAAAUUGGUCAGGGUCUAAUGCUAACAUUAUUUCUACAGAUUGAUACAGGAGUGGGACCAGUUUGAACCUGUGACACAAAAGCAGUCAUCCACAUUCCUACUGCAAACAAAGUAUUAUUCAUUAAUAUUUCAAUCUACCUGAGCUAUUCUAUUUACUGUAUGUGUCAUUUCACCCUCUGAAAAUAGCCAUUAACAGGAGACACCUGGACAAAAACUGUUAGAUAUUUUAGAGGAGAAUAGAAGGAUAGGAACUGGUAUGAAGCAGCCUUGGUGGGUGAUAAGAGAGAUUAGGUUUAAAAAAAGAAGCAUUUUGUAUUUUGGGUUUAUACACUGUACCUGCCUUAAAGUGUGGAUGUGUCAGUGUGUCCUUAUUUACGCAUACACAUCCCCUCAUUAUCUGUGAGAUAUUUGUGUCUGUGUGAUGGGACCUGUUCUAUUGCAUGUACACUAUCUGAUUAAAAAUACACUUGAUAUCAUAUAAACAAAGUAAAUUUAUCCUACAAAUGGUCGUGUCAGCUUUCAAGGUGGAAAUAACUUAUUUUUUUAUUUUUAUUUUUGAAAGAGCAUUAGUAAAAAAAAAAUAAUUAAAAAAAUAAAACAAUGCAGGGAUGUAUUUUAGAAAGAUUAUCCUUCAAAUGUUGUGCUAAUCUCUUAAAGCAACACUCUACUAUUAUAAGUGCAGGGAUAGAGUAUUUAAGCACCAAAACCAUGUCAUGUAAAUGUAGCGGUUUUGGCGCAGUUUUACUUAAAUACAUACAUUUAGAUAUCAACAUAUGUAUCAUCUAUCUAUCUAUCUCUGUCUGUUUGUCUAUCUAUCUAUCUAUCUAAUCUAUCUAUCUAUCUAUCUAUCUAUCUAAUCUAUCUAUGUCUGUUUGUCUAUGUAUCUAUGUAUGUAUGUAUGUAUCUAUCUAUCUAAUUUAAUCUAUCUCUGUCUGUUUGUCUGUCUAUCUAUCUAUCUAUCUAUCUAUCUAAUCUAUCUCUGUCUGUAUGUCUAUGUAUCUAUGUAUGUUUGUCUGUCUAUCUAUCUAUCUAUCUAUCUAUCUAUCUAUCUAUCUAUCUAUCUAAUUUAAUCUAGCUCUGUCUGUUUGUCUGUCUGUCUAUCUAUCUAUCUAUCUAUCUAAUCUAUCUCUGUCUGUAUGUCUAUGUAUCUAUGUAUGUAUGUAUGUAUCUAUCUAUCUAUCUAUCUAUCUAAUUCUAUCUAUCUAGCUCUGUCUGUGUGUCUAUGUAUCUAUGUAUGCAUGUAUGUAUGUAUCUAUCUAUCCAUCUAUCUAUUUAUCUAUCUAUGUCUGUAUAUCUAUCUAUCUAUCUAUCUAUCUAAUCUAUCUCUGUCUGUCUACCUAUCUGCCUGAUCGACGGACGGACUAUCUAUCUAUCAAUCUAUCUAUCUAAUCUAUCUCUGUCUGUGUGUCUGUCUAUCUAUCUAUCUAUCUCUGUCUGUGUGUCUGUCUAUCUAUCUAUCUAUCUCUGUCUGUGUGUCUGUCUAUCUAUCUAUCUAUCUAUCUAUCUCUGUGUAUCUAUCUCUGUGUAUCUAUCUAUCUAUCGAUCUAUCUAUCAGUUUGUCUGUCUAUCUAUCUAUUUAUCUAUCAAUCUAUUAAUCUAAGUUUGUCUCUCUUUCUGUCCAUCCAAUCACAGCUCCAUCUAUUUAGUACAUAUAAUUGACCUAUACACUCCAUAUGACCAUAGGAGCUGAACGAAGGACAGAUCCCCAUAUAGUUUUUCAUUGUAGGGUCCCUCAGGGUUAAUGAACUGACAUCAUGAUUAAAGCUGACCAUUUGUAAUGUGUCUAAUACAGUGCAGGGCUCUGAAAAGGUUAAUGUGCUGAAAGAGGAGACCUUUUAAACCACACCUGCCCCUCAUCUGGACAAGGAUUCAGAGAGAAGGGGGCUUAGGAAGAGAGGCAAAUGAAAAAAAAAAAUAGCAAUAAAUGCAACAAAUAAGAAGAAUCUGAUCAUUCAGUAACAGUGAGGAGGGGAUGGAAGACAAAUGCACCACUUCAGUAUAUAAUACUGAGAAAUAAACAAUAAAACCUAUGAAAGACAGACAGGUUGAGUACAGAAAGCAGAAUAGAACACAGAACUAUGGUAGGAUGAUCAGAAGAAGGUGGCGGAAUCGGAUAAGAAACUGGGUGUUUUUAUCCUAAAUCAAUUAUUCUAUUAGCUUAUGUUAUCAAGUGAAUAUUUAAAUAUUAGCCUUCUGGUCAAAGAACAGAUGUCAUGUUACAGCUAUUUAAUGACCAAUACAAGCACGUUAUUCUAUAUAACAUGAGUUAUCAGGAGCUAAUGAAAAUAUCAUUUGAAAUUAAGCAGACAUUAGUCUCUAUUUAUUCCUGCAUUGCCAUUUUUCUAAUACAAAUGAGAACUUCUGACUUGUUAGUUUGGUAGCACAUUAUGAGAUCAUUGGUCAAUAGUGAUGUCCCGAACGGUUCGCCAUGGACGGCGAAUAUAUGCGCUGUUCGGUCCGCCCCCUAUUCGUCAUCAUUGAGUAAACUUUGACCCUGUACCUCACAGUCAGCAGACACAUUCCAGCCAAUCAGCAGCAGACCCUCCCUCCCAACCCUCCCACCUCCUGGACAGCUCACUAAGAAUGCAGCUUCAAAAUGGAUGCUGUCCAGGAGGUGGGAGGGUCUGGGAGGGAGGGUCUGCUGCUGAUUGGCUGGAAUGUGUCUGCUGACUGUGAGGUACAGGGUCAAAGUUUACUCAAUUAUGAUAUAGGGGGCGGACCGAACAGCGCAUAUGUUUGCCGUCCGCGGCGAACCGUUCGGCUAACCGUUCGGGACAUCACUAUUGGUCAAUGUUGGUAUGUUCCAUAGAUGUCUAUUUACACCCUGGAUGUGUGUAAACUGCAUUUCCCAAAGUGCUAUCUGAUAGCCUAAUGUUAUUUCACGAAAAUCUCAGAGUUUUGAAAAAAAUUUAACAAAAGUGGGGAGACUCUGGGAAAAAAACUAUUACGAAGUUGUUCGCUAAUGUCAUCCACUCCGGGGAGGUAUUGGUGGCAUUCCCUUCGCACAAACACUUUGACAUUUAUGGGUGGGAGUUAUUGGUUAAUUUUUUAGAAAAACGGUUUCUGUGGCUUAGCAAGUAUUUUUGAAUUUGAUAAGUAUCUGAUGGUACAGUUGUUCUGUCUUCGACUCUUCUUGCUUGACAAAGACCCAUUUGUGGGUUGAAACGUUACAUGGUACCUUCUGUUCUAACAAAUUUGCCUGAAGCUGCUGGAGUGCCUGGACCUCUUUUCUAUUUUUGGUAUUUACAUUUAAUGUGCUUAUGCUGGGGCAUGGUCCACUUUAGCACCCUUGGCUUUUUUGUGGAUUAAGUGUGGUUCCUAUGGGUAUAUUUAAACUCAUCUUCAGCACCAUUGUGAUAGCCGAAGCAUAAAUAUUCAAUAUAUGAUAUAGUGUCUUUUUUCACCGAACCGACAACAGUGUUGUUGAAAAGUAUUGGAAUGAUGAGAUUGUAUUGUACCCCUUUUUGUCUUAAACUGAGUCAUGUAUUCACGUACGAUUUUUACUGAGACGUUUUAGUAAGAGAGGAACUUACGUUGUCCUUGCGUUGGGAUACAACUGGUAAGAAGAAUCGCCACAUAGAGAGCAUCAUUACACAAAAAUUGAAUUUUUAUUUUUAAUUUAUCUUCUUCCUGAACGUCGUAUGAGUGUUUGUUAAAUUUUAUUUGUCACAGUGUGAAUUUGCAAACAUAUUCUUUGAAGGUGGAUCUAUAAAGGUUUAAAAUGUAUACAUUUUCACAUAAAACCUCCUACCAUAUAUCAAUUACCAUGAAUAAAUUAUUGAUAAUGAAAAGCUGGGUAAGCAUGCUGGGAAUUGUAGUCUACAGCGAGACAAGCCUAGCCUCUGCUCUGCAUUGCAGCGGCUGACAUUGCUGGGAGUUGUAGAAUGGAUUAAAAUGUGCCUUAAAGAAAAAUUAAAAACAGUAUUUAACACAAAAAUAGCAUAAUAAAAAAUACAAAAUGAAAUGAUUUCAUUAAUACGUUUUACUUCAAAAGCCUCUAGAGUAGGCCUAAAAAUAGUUUAACACUGUGACCAGAUAGGGGGCAUUACGUUUAGAUCAAUAAACCAUUUCCACCAAAUGCAACAUUAUUUCACAAAUCUUCUCUUUUUCUCCCCAAUAAACAGGCCACGUAACCUGAUGAGCUGGGGAGGGGGCUGGGUGACAAUGUAUCACUGCUAGGUUUGGGUGAUACUGUAUGAGUAUAUCUGGUAUGAAAUGAUGCGGGUUCGAAUUCCAGGCGCCAGACACUUGUCUCUCAUCUCCCACCAUCCAGCAAUCAUAUACACAAAUCAGCAAAGAGGGGGUGUGAAAGCAAUGGGGGCUCUGGAAAUGCAGUAAUACAUUAAAGUGACAGUAAAACCUCAUGACAACCCCACAUCAUAUUACUACAUUAAAGGCAAUAUUUAUUACAAUAUGUAUGUUGAGUUACAUUAAACCGAGCCAAUAUAUCUAUGCUAUGCAGCUUGCUUUUAUACUCACAAGGGUUAUUUACUAAUGUGAGCAUCCAAAGUGAAUUCCAAAUGUAAGGCCAGACUAGGCGACCUAGAAGCAUAGCUGACUAAGAGGAUUUUUCCAGCUAGGCUAUUUUGAACUUAAAUUUGAAAUUCACUUGGAAUUCUCACUUUAUUGAAUAGCCCUGUCAGUGUUACCUCUAAAUAAAUCAGACUGCAUGUUUAGACUGACAGCCUUAAAGAAAAUCGUAAAGACAAUCCCAGAAAACCAUCAGUGGUGGGCUGCUCAGGGUGUGUCGGUAGCUGACUUUUUCUCAUUGCUACAGUAAGCAAACUUUUUUUUUUUAAAUUAGAUAAAUCAAUGGAAAGAGUCUAGUUAGGAUUCCCUCUGUUGAUUGUAGUUAAAAGGAGUAUAUUUCACUUCUUUAACCCCUUAAGGACACAUGACAUGUGUGACAUGUCAUGAUUCCCUUUUAUUCCAGACGUUUGGUCCUUAAGGGGUUAAGAGAAAGACACUUAAAGCUCGAAGCUCAGCAGAAAGGCUUUGCUAUGGACUUUCUGCUGAAAUAUUAGCCUAACAUUGAAAAAUUAUUACACUUGUGCAGUGCAAGAAUAUUUGACUCGGCCUAUCCAUUUUUGCAGAAAACAGAUUUUUUUUGGGGGGGAUGGCGGAAUUUCAGUUUGGCGCAGCAGAAUUUCGGUACCUGAAAAACUGAUUCGGGAACUGAAUUAUACGAACUAAAAGGAUACGAAAAUCGACCAAUAGGUGUACUGGAAAAUGUAUAAAUAAUAUCUUAAACACAACAAAAACAUGUAUUCCUGACACUAUAAUCCUGAAGUAGCUGUUUAGGUGAUUGCCCCACUCCAAUUUUACUCACCUUUUCUCCCAUGCCGCACCUGUCUCAUCGUGGCUGCAUGGCUGAGAUCAUCAAUCUUGAUGCUCUCAGCCAAUCCAAUGUUUUCCAUUGGAAAUUAUUGGGAAGGUACAGCGCAUGCGCUGAGCCAUUCAAUUUCUCCUCAUAGUGAUGCAUUGAAUCAAUCCAUCUCUACUUGGAACGUUCAGUGCCUCCAUGCAGAGAGUGGACAUGCUGAACGCCAGUGAGAUACACUGCACAGCACUGUACAUGGAAACACCUCUAGUAGACAUCUGAGUGACUGCCACUACAGGUGUUGAUAGACAGUAAUGUAAACACUUUACAUUGCUCAGCCUGUAGGACCAGGGUAUAGACACUAGAACAUCUACAUUAAUCUGUAGUGGUUUUGGUGACUAUAGUGUCCCUUUAGUGAGAAAAAGUAGCCAACAGCAGGAAAAAGAAGAGUAGCAGUGAUAAAAAGAAAGUCUAUAUUUAUAUAAUGUAUAUUUAUUAAAUGUAACUUACACAUAUAUAGAUAUAGAUUUUUCCUACUUUUCCCCCUCUACUUCUCACAUGAUCUGUGAAUAAAAUCAAUAUUUAGUUACUGUCCCCUAACCGUCAAUCACCUGUUCUUCCCCAUAAAUCAUCCUUAUUUUGAAACCACACUCUGAGUUCAGAAUCACGAAUGAAAACAUGCUCGGCCACUGCAUGUUUCGGUUGGUUUGCGAUUCGGGUACAUUUCGGCUCAGAGUUCGGUAAUUCGACCGAUCAUCCGAUUGUCCCAAAUUCAGAGUAAUUGCAGUUCGGAACAAAACUAAUCUCCAAGUUUAGAAAUUACGUUUUAGUUCAGGUUGUGCUGGUAAUACUGCCAGUAUUUGAUAAACUUGAAAUUUUGGAUGAAAUAUAGUGACUUAAAAUACUUUGACGUAAAGCUAGUUUAGACCAUGCUGUCAAGCAGUUUACCAAUUAAUGUAAUAACAUUUGUCUGUUCAGCAUCCCUCUGGUAGUGUAUUUAGUUGGAUCAUGUAAUUGGACACUGAGACUUUGCUCAAUUCUGUUGAGGCACCACGUUAACCCUGACAUUAACCAUUGAGAAAAUACUGGGGCUCUCUCUUGUUAAUAGGGAGCCCUGCUGACCUUAUAGUGAAUGAAAGUCCUCAUCUCACCACCCAGGAGAUGUGGCAUAGCUGGAGGACCAUCUGUUCCCCUGCUCCAUGUGCUAGACCACUUCCUACUGCACAUGGAUUUUGAAGUUAGAAGGCCAUUGAGAAGGGACCCCUCUAGUUAAGUGAGGUUUUAGGGGCCCCACUAUUUUCCAGCCCUCACCAUCAAUUAUGGUGUCAAGAAUAGAGAGUAAACUGUAAGUUGCCCCCCACCCUCUCCAAUCAAAUGUGAGGAACAUCAAAAAGAUUAUACCAGAUGUUCAAACCUUGAUUAAUCAACCAUUUUAGUUUCAGGAGCCUCCUACAUUCUGGUAUUUAGUAAAUUGUUGACUUACCAUGCUAGUACAGCAUAUUGGUUGUUUUUCAAGCAGUGCUUAACUUCAGUUGACCGGAGAGUGACUCUUGCAACCCUUUUGGUUUACCUGAUAGGAAAACAUAAAGAUUAUAAUUUUACAGUAUCAGGUAUACAUUAUUACAGGGGUAGGCAACCUUCGGCACUCCAGAUGUUGUGGACUUCAUCUCCCAUAAUGCUUUUACAACCAUAAAGCUGGCAAAGCAUCAGGCGAGAUGUAGUCCACAGCAUCUGACCUGAUGAAGGUCACCUACAACAGUGAUUAUUGUAUUGUGCGGCAGAAAUCAAAUCUAAGGUCCAGUACUGUAUAUGUAAUAAAAUAAAUUAAUUAUGUGAUGAAUACAUAUACAAAAAAAAGCUGUUUAUAUGAUCUUAUAAACCGGAUUAAAUUCUAGUAAUUACAAUACAGUGAGAAUUCUCUUUGCCUCUCCCCUAUAAUAAAAACAUAUAUAAAAAUAAUUAGAGAACCCUGUGCAGCAGUUUAAUGCAUAACCAAUUUUGGGGCAAAUUGUCCCACUUAGAGAAUUCACAAUAAAAACCAGAUGACAGUUCUUGCUACAGUCUCUAGAUUUGGACUUGGCAAAUAAGUUGUAAAAGUGGUUUGCCAGGAUGAAUACACUGAUAUUUGCACUUCUUAUAAAUGUAUUCUUACAAAUGUAUUCUCUGACACAAAGUUUAUGUCUACUGUAAAUAUCAAUAGAAAUUUUCUUAUUCUCACCUUUAUCCAUAAUUCUACUGUGACAUUCAUAUUUCAUAAAAUCAUCUAAUAUUAAUCCUCCUUAAUUUCCAGUCCUGUCUAAAGUAAAUUUAUCUAACUAGUAUACACAUAUGUAUUUAGUUCCCCAGAGCAGAUUCAUGGGAAUAUGGUAGAGUUUUUAUUUUUUUAUAAACAAUAUUUCCUUCCAUUUCCAUAUGUUCUUCAAACUGCUGAAUACUCUGACAUUAAUAAGUGGGAUAUAAAUUCAGUGUAUUUCCUUAAUGUUGAUUAUCUUCACAUUCAUUGUGGGCUGACAAUAUGUAACAAACUAAUAAUGUGAGUUAGAUGGGAAAUUAGAUGGGAGAUUUGUUAGGAUAACACAUGUAACUUAUUUUCCUUUAUUUUUUUAUUUUAUCUUAUUAAACUGACAGAUGAUGGCUAGUUGGAUAGAUAAACAGAGAGAAAGAAAGGCAGUGAGGGUUAAAGACAGAAAGAGAGAAAUAUAGCCAGAAAAAAAGAGAUAUAUCUGUGAAUUGUUGAGUGCAGGGUUGUAGAGUCUCAGUAUAAAGUAAAGGUAUUUUGAGAGUUGCCCAGAAAGCCUUUCCUUGCUGUUACCUGCAGGGGAUACAAGGUAGCUAUCCCAUCCAUUGGACUGAAGGCAGGCGCUUCCACUACAUGGCAGGAGCACUCAUUCAGUCAGUGUCCCAAGUCUCUGUCCCUUACUUUAUGAAGGCAGAAGCAUGGGGAGAAGGGAUUCCAGAGGAAUUUCAUUUUUGUCCGGGAUGGCAGCGUUCUGUGAUUGGUUCUGUUUAGCUGAGUUUUUCAUGCAAAUAUAACCACACCAGCAGGCUGCCUGGAGAGCAGUGGGGACUGCUGUUGUAGAGGGCAGGGCUGCAGUCUGUCUGUGUGUGUGUGUGUGUGUGUGUGUGUGUGUGCAAACUGGAAGCAAAGAGACCCCCUGAUAAAAUCAUCACCCCCUCCUCCUCCACCCCACCCCCACACCUUUCACUCAAGCUUCAUCCUCCUCAUCCUCUCCUGUUCCUUCCUAUGCUACCAGGAUGAGCAGUAAAGAAGAGGCCAGUAAGUGUGUCCCAGCCACUCUGUCAACCUUCACCAUCCAGUCCAUCCUGCAGGGCACCACGUCUGACCGAGGGAGAGCCAGUGCCAGGGUUUAUACCAGAGAGCCAGUCUCAUGCCAGGAGACCAGCCCUGCAUCAUCCUCAGAUGAAGAGGAGGCAGAGGAAGAAUGGAGAGGGCAUGGGUGCUGUUGCCCUGACAAUGGGACCAAGGAUUCUAAGGGACUAACUACCCACACCUGCCUACCCCACAGGUGCCCCAGUAAGUACCUACCUCCUCCUUAUCCUGUUCUGUCUAAUGAAUCCUCUCUCUAGGGACCCAUUCACUGCCUAUUGUUUGGUGCCUAGGACAGAGAACUGAAGACUUUUUUUUAAAUGAAAGAUCCAAAAAAUGUAUCUAAACAAUUCUGCAACUCCAGAUCUUCAUCAGAAUUAAACAAGGGAAUAAAAAAAGACUAGAAAAUUAAUUAAAGGGCUAUUUCUCCGCCUCGUUUACUUUAGAACCAGCAGCAUUCAAUAAAAUAGGUGUAUAUAUAUAUAUAUAUAUAUAUAUAUAUAUAUAUAUAUAUAUAUAUAUAUAUAUAUAUAUAUAUAUAUAUAUAUAUAUAUAUAUAUAUAUAUAUAUAUAUAUAUUUAUAUAUAUAUAUAUAUAUAUAAAUAUUAAUGUCAGUGUGUUUUUGGUUGUAUUUUUUUUUUUGUAUAUGGCAAACGAGAGAAACAUUAGAUCAGAUAGUAUCUGUUCUAGAACGGAAAGAGAAAUGUUGAGAGUGGAGAUCAGUGAUCUCUGUCUAGCCUGCCGAAUAAUUUCACAAAUAUUAACAUUACUUUGUAAUGUCUUGUACUCAGUGCAAUUAUUUAACAUGAAAAUAUGAUUUAUUAUUAUUAUUAUUAUUAAAAAAUAUUUAUAGUUGCUGUGGUGUAUAGUAUACAGAUCAAAUUAUUUUCAUUCUGUGAUUUUAUUUUGUUACCCAGAAUGUUAUAUAAAAUAUUAUAUAUAUAAAUAUGUAAUGUUUUAUAUAUGACAUGCUCGGUGUGUGUGUGUGAUGAUUCAGUGUUAGCAAUGUACAUGUGGAAAUAAAUAUGUUGAGCAUAGACUACAAUUCUCACUAGUCACAUAUAAUAAAAAUGUAUCAAUGCUUGCUCAAGUCAGAUUUCAAUAAAUAAUUUUACUGACUCUAGUAUCAUUCAAUAGAUCCCGAGCCUCUCCAAAAACGGGUUUAUUUAAAAGAGCACCCCCUGGUGAGACACUGGGGCAACACCAGUAAGACAUUUUAGCAUUUGAUUCGUGAACUAGAAAACCCUUUUUCUCCGAAUGCAGUAAUAUUUAUUAUUAUUACUGCUAUUUAUAAAGCGCCAACAGAUUCCGCAGCGCUGUACAAUUAGUGGGAAAAAGUACAAUAUACACAGACAAUACAAGGGGUAGAGAGAGCCCUGCCUGUAAGCUGAUAUCUAGCCAUUGGAGCUCUUUUAUACAAAGUGCUUGGCUAGAUGGCCCGUGAGCUUACAAUCUAAAGCUACUUGGCAUUAUUUGCACUGAUUUUUCUGAAAUUCUGGAGGUUUAACGCGUUGAUUACCAGAGUUUAAUUAUAAAGUACUUUGUUAUUGUGUUAGAUAGGUUUUUUUUUUCAUAGAGUGCAAUUUGUCAUUUUUAGAAAAAAAAACCUAGCCCAGUUUUUAAAGGCUAUAUGAUGUAUUUUCAUUCUUUAAUUUGCAAUAGGUGUAAAAAAUUAAGUAAUAUUUCAUUCUAAAUCCAGAGACUGAAACGUACAAUCCAAAGAGAAUUGGGAUCUAUUAUUUCUGUAGUGUCAUUAAUUAAAAAUGGUAAAAUACAGCAUAAAUAACGAAGCUGUUAGUAGUUAACGAGAACCUUAGGGGUGCUAGCCUUAAAUAAAUCACCACAUUGCAAUGGGGAGCUGUUUUGUUUAGUUAGACUCAUUAGUCUCACACAUAUUAUUCACGUUUUUACGCCUAUAAAAUAAAUGAUGCUACUGGCUUCAUGCUUAAUACAGAGUGCAUUGCAUAGUCUCUGGUAGCAGAGGGGUCAGUAAUAUGUGCUGAUAAUAAAAGUGAUAUCUUGUAUCUCUUGCAGACACUACUCAAGGUCCACACAGUACAGAGAGGCUUCAGGUCCCAUCUCCAACCCAACAGGACUUCCCAGGGGACAAAAACAGACGUUUCACCCCAAACACCCCUUCCUCAGCAGAGAGGCACAGGGAUGGAGGGGACAGGCAAGUGAACUCUAAGAAGAAGACUAGGACAGUGUUUUCCAGAAGUCAGGUAUACCAACUGGAGUCCACCUUUGAUAUGAAAAGAUACCUGAGCAGCUCUGAGAGGGCUUGCUUGGCAUCAAGUCUUCAGCUGACAGAAACCCAAGUCAAAACCUGGUUCCAAAACCGAAGAAACAAGUGGAAAAGACAGUUAUCAGCCGAAUUAGAGGCUGCUAACAUGGCCCAUGCAUCUGCACAGACUUUGGUGGGAAUGCCCUUGGUCCUCAGAGACAACUCCAUUCUGAGAGUCCCUGUACCCAGAUCUAUCACCUUCCCAGCUCCCAUCUAUUACCCAGGCAGUAACAUGUCCAUACCUCUUUAUAAUAUAUACAACAAACUGGAAUAUUAACUGUACCUCUACAGAAACUGUGAGGAACCGAGAUACCUUAAGCUGCUGAUACAAACACAUUCCCCCCAAAAAAACUCACCUCCUCAUCUGUGAAUGGUCAAAUUAAACAUGUUUUGUUUUCCCACAAAGGAUAGUACAUACACCAUGUGUAUACUCCAACCUGUCUGCUUUAUGUUUGAGAUAAUUUUCUGCAUAUAUUUUGUAUGUUUUAUUUAAGCAGGUACAUAUGAAUUAUUAUUCUUUUUUUUAUUACAGACAUCAACAUUUUUCCCCCUUACAAUUUUCUAAACUUAAAAUGCCUGUAAAUGUAUAAAAACAAAAACAAAUCAUUAAGUCAAUAGUUCUUUCCAUGGGACAGGAAAACCGCUAUUGCUAAAAGAAUGG
Molecule: messenger RNA, 29281 nt
Organism: Pelobates cultripes (western spadefoot toad)
Lineage: Eukaryota; Metazoa; Chordata; Amphibia; Anura; Pelobatidae
Source: the annotation of a GenBank genome assembly